AUGGAUUUCGGUGACUGGGACAACCUCCGCCGCGAAGCUUACCGCCUCGAGAGAGACCUUGACGUCCGCCUCUCCUCCUACGCCAAGCUUGGAAUGGGUUAUGCCAAUGCAAGGGCUCAAGUGAGCAAAUCUCACUGGAAGUCGAUGGAGAUGGAGAUCGAAAACCUCUUGGAGCGGUUACUUGAUGUUAAUGAGGUCAUGAUCCAAUUCAAUUUGAUUGCCAAGCGCACAAAGCAUGCCAAUAAGUAUACGUUCCAUAGAAAGGAAGAACAUGACUACCAAAAGAGGUCUUGGAUCGCAUCAUCUAAGGAUGCCAAACCUGCCGAUGAUGCAUUGCCAUAUGACUAUGAGUAUGCUGCUACCAAUGAUGGUCCUAAUGCUAACCAUGAUGAUGAUGAUGCUAUCAAUGAUGAUACUGAUGCUAAACAUGAUGAUGAUGAUGAUGUUAAUGAUGAUGCUGAUGAUGAUGCUACCAAUGAUGACCCUGGAGAUAAUGAUAAUGAUAGUGAUUAUGCAUGGAAUUUAAAUAAAAAUGGAAAGUGUGCAUGGUGA
This is a messenger RNA of Dioscorea cayenensis subsp. rotundata (Guinea yam), 552 nucleotides long. RefSeq names its product pheromone-processing carboxypeptidase KEX1-like. The record is from RefSeq and is a predicted model, not a curated record. The coding region runs from base 1 to 552 and encodes 183 amino acids. Gene Ontology annotation, molecular function: SNAP receptor activity. Lineage: Eukaryota; Viridiplantae; Streptophyta; Magnoliopsida; Dioscoreales; Dioscoreaceae. Gene Ontology annotation, cellular component: Golgi medial cisterna; SNARE complex; Golgi membrane. The transcript is spliced from 3 exons. Gene Ontology annotation, biological process: vesicle fusion; endoplasmic reticulum to Golgi vesicle-mediated transport.